AUGCGUGGCGAGAUUCUCAUUCCUUUGUCCCUGGAUCUAGAACCUGGAAAACGAGGUCGACGAUGGUCCGCAAUCAGUGCCCUGACUCAAAACUACAUUUACGACGCCCGUGUGCUGAUUGGGUGCGUUCAAUCACAUUUUGAUCACGAUACAGAUGGGAAUCCGACCCAUGGCGAGGCGUUCAUCUCAUUCUUGUCCGACCAUCUGCUCUCCUUACCGAAGACUCUUCAGCAGCCGACCUCCUCCCACCGGCUAGAGUGCAAGCGGAUGGCCAAGUCUGAGCACAGUUACCUCAAAGCAGAACGAGAGCGAAACAUCCCGGCGUCCGCCUUGGCGCCACAGCUUGAAUUACCCAUCCAAAGAUCGGCUCGUCUGCGCCUUUGGGGUCAUCGGCAUCACGGAAGUGCUAAGCCCGGUUGGAAACUGCAUAAUCUUCACAGCCAUCCCAUCAUGCCGACUCCCUUUCACCCCGUACCCUGGCUCCUGUUGAGCCUCGCGAUCCACGACUCCCAACUACAUGCCGGAGCACCAGCCUCUCGAAAAGUUCCACCCACUGGGUUUGGAUUGGGUUGCUUGACUGCGUGA
Messenger RNA from Penicillium cosmopolitanum, 585 nucleotides. RefSeq lists its product as uncharacterized. The record is from RefSeq and is a predicted model, not a curated record. The transcript has 2 exons. NCBI's taxonomy places the organism in Eukaryota, Fungi, Ascomycota, Eurotiomycetes, Eurotiales, Aspergillaceae. Bases 1 to 585 code for a protein of 194 amino acids.